Messenger RNA from Sorex araneus (European shrew), 300 nucleotides. RefSeq names its product sperm mitochondria associated cysteine rich protein (gene SMCP). The record is from RefSeq and is a predicted model, not a curated record. The transcript has a single exon. The coding region runs from base 1 to 300 and encodes 99 amino acids. NCBI's taxonomy places the organism in Eukaryota, Metazoa, Chordata, Mammalia, Eulipotyphla, Soricidae.
AUGUGUGACCCAGCCAAGUGCACCCCCUGCUGCCCAGCCAAGUGCUCCCCCUGCUGUCCAGCAAAGUGCAACCCCUGCUGUCCAUCAAAAUGCAAUCCCUGCUGUCCAGCAAAAUGUAGCCCCUGUGGCUGCCCACCAAGAGGCUGCUGCGUUCAGCCCAAGUGCUGCUGUCUGGAACCCAAGCCCGAGUGCACGUGCCUUAACAAGGACUCUGACACAUCUCAGCAUACUCAGCACUCUCAGAAUGACUCCCAAAGUACAAAGCAAGAAAAGUCACUUUUUGGGGGGUCGAAGAAAUAG